Messenger RNA from Peniophora sp. CBMAI 1063, 1089 nucleotides. Lineage: Eukaryota; Fungi; Basidiomycota; Agaricomycetes; Russulales; Peniophoraceae. The record is from the annotation of a GenBank genome assembly.
AUGCUUCCAGCUAUCGCACUCGUCGCUACCGCCUUCACGAUCUUACCAUCUCCUGUGUACGGCGCGGAGUGCAUCACACCCAGCGUGCGCAGGGAAUGGCGGCAGUUCAGUACCGAAGAGAAAACUGAGUGGAUUGCGGCGGUCAACUGUCUCUCUAAGUUGCCUCAUGACCCCGCUCUCACCGCGACAGUACCCGUGUCACAGUCGGAGAUCCAGGGCAUCAACGCAUCUGGCUCGUACUAUGAUGACUUCGUCUACAUGCAUAUGGACCUGAACACCCGUAUCCAUAGUACGGGUUUGUUCUUCCCGUUUCAUCGCUGGUAUGUCGCGGUGUACGAGACGGCGCUUAGCGAAAAGUGUGGUUACACCGGCGCCUCGCCCUACUGGAACUGGUCAAUUGACGCCACUACUUUCUUCGAGUCGACCUUCUGGGAAGAUAGCAACUCCGCAAGCGGCCUGGGCGGCUGGGGUGACGCGAAGAAGGACUACGAGGUUCAGGAUGGCGGCUUCUCAACAUUCACCUUAUCAUACCCGUCGUCCCAUAUUCUUCGUCGUAACUUCACCGAGCGUCCGUACGAGAAUCUUGACGACAGUAGCGGCUUGUUCCCCAUCCCGGAUCUUGAAGCGAACUCGACCUUCACCGUCGAUAAGAUUGCCGCCGGGAUCAACGGGUACGUCGGCGACUUCCCUCACUUCCAGCAGUGGAUGGAAUCCGGCGAGGGCCCGCACGGUUCAGUGCACCUGAUCAUGGGCGGUGAUCUCGGUGGCACAUGCCCAGUAAACGCUCCUUCAAACUGUACUGGUGGCCCGACUUGGUCGGCGAACGAACCGUUGUUCUGGAUGCACCACGCCAUGGUUGACAAAGUUUGGUACGAUUGGCAGCAUGCUAACGAAUCUAACUUCUGGGCGUACUCGGGUGGUGCCACGCAAUCCAAUACCAACGCAUCGUACUACGAUGAGUACCCUAACGGUGCUGCACCUGCCCUCUCGCUUGACUCUGUCAUGCCCGCGGAUGGGCUAUUCGCCGAGUCGACCGUCCGUGAUGUCGUGAACACGACUGGCGGGUUCCUCUGUUACGUCUAUGAAUGA